Myiozetetes cayanensis is the source of this 3098-nucleotide messenger RNA. It is a transcript of the gene POMT1, whose product is annotated as protein O-mannosyltransferase 1. The record is from RefSeq and is a predicted model, not a curated record. Gene Ontology annotation, cellular component: endoplasmic reticulum; membrane. Gene Ontology annotation, biological process: protein O-linked glycosylation via mannose. The transcript is spliced from 20 exons. NCBI's taxonomy places the organism in Eukaryota, Metazoa, Chordata, Aves, Passeriformes, Tyrannidae. The coding region runs from base 171 to 2429 and encodes 752 amino acids. Gene Ontology annotation, molecular function: dolichyl-phosphate-mannose-protein mannosyltransferase activity.
UGACAUCACGUCCGGCAUCGGCAGGCAGAGACAAACCAGGCCAGUGGCACCGCUCUGGAGGGUGGUGAUGUGCUCACACCUCGCUUUGUUCUGCCCUGAUCAAAGCCACGCAGAUGGAUUUGUUCUGGUAACUCUCCGUUGUGUUGAGGUUUGGAAACACCUUCGACAGGAUGUUGGGGUUUCUGAAGGAGCCUGUUGUGGUCACUGCAGAGAUCAAUGUGAACCUCGUGGCCCUGACUGUGAUGGGAUUAAUAACUCGCCUCUGGGGGCUCUGCUAUCCACGGGCUGUGGUUUUUGAUGAAGUUUAUUACGGCCAGUUCGUGUCGCUCUACAUGAAGAGGAUCUUCUUUGUGGAUGACAGUGGCCCACCUUUUGGCCACAUGCUGCUGGCCUUGGGAGGUUACUUAGGAGGAUUUGAUGGAAACUUCUUAUGGAACAGGAUUGGAGCUGAAUACACCAUGAACGUUCCUGUGUGGUCCCUGCGGCUCCUGCCAGCCCUGGCUGGUGCUCUCUGUGUGCCUUUAGCCUACCAGAUCCUGGUGGAACUGCACUUCUCCCACCGUGCUGCACUUGGAGCUGCUCUUCUGGUCCUCUUAGAGAACUCUCUGAUCACUCAGUCAAGGUUCAUGCUCCUGGAAUCAAUAUUGAUUUUUUUUAUCCUACUUGCAGUUUUGUCCUACCUGAAGUUCUACAAUUUGCAGAGGCACAGACCCUUUUCUGGAAGCUGGUGGUUUUGGCUCCUGCUGACUGGAGUAGCCUGUUCAUGUGCAGUUGGAGUGAAAUACAUGGGCCUGUUUACCUAUAUGCUGCUCCUGGCCAUUGCAGGGCUGCACUUCUGGCACAUGAUAGGAGACCAGACCUUGUCAAAUGUUUCCUUGCUGUGCCAUUUUGUAGCCCGGGCACUGGCCCUCAUCCUCAUCCCCGUGGUGCUGUACCUGUCCUUCUUCUAUGUCCACUUGGCUCUGCUGUAUCGCUCUGGGCCUCACGACCAGAUCAUGACAAGUGCUUUCCAAGCCAGCUUAGAGGGUGGGCUGGCUCGGAUCACUCAGGGCCAGCCCUUAGAGGUGGCCUACGGCUCUCAGAUCACCCUGCGGAACGUGCUGGGCAAGCCCAUGCAGUGUUGGCUCCACUCCCACACCAACACUUACCCCAUCAGGUAUGAGAACGGCCGAGGGAGUUCCCAUCAACAGCAGGUGACCUGCUAUCCCUUUAAGGAUGUGAACAACUGGUGGAUUGUCAAAGAUCCUGGAAUGCAGCAGCUGGUGGUGAGUAACCCCCCCCGGCCCGUCAGGCACGGACACAUCGUGCAGCUGGUCCACGGCAUCACAACCCGCUACCUCAACACGCAUGAUGUGGCUGCCCCUCUGAGCCCCCACUCCCAGGAGGUUUCCUGCUAUAUUGAUUAUAACAUCUCCAUGCCAGCACAGAACCUCUGGAGAGUGGAGAUUGUAAAUCGGGAGUCUGACACAGAUGUGUGGAAGACAAUUCUGUCAGAAGUGAGGUUUGUUCACGUCAACACCUCUGCAGUGCUAAAGCUCAGCGGAGCGUCUCUGCCCGAGUGGGGAUACCGGCAGCUGGAGGUGGUUGGAGAGAAGCUGUCCAAAGGCUACCACCAGAGCAUGCUGUGGAAUGUGGAAGAGCACAGAUAUGGGAAAAGCCAAGAGCAAAAAGAGAGGGAAGUGGAACUCCACUCUCCCACACAGAUGGACAUCAGUAAAAACCUCAGCUUCAUGGCAAAGUUCACAGAAUUGCAGUGGAAAAUACUCACAUUAAAAAAUGAAGACACAGAACAUAAGUACAGCUCCUCUGCUCUGGACUGGAUCACGAUGGACACAAAUAUUGCCUACUGGCUCCACCCCACCUCUGGGGCCCAGAUCCACCUCCUUGGGAAUGUUGUCACCUGGGCUUCAGCUAAUGCUGCUGCUCUGGUCUACGUGUGUCUGUCCCUGUGGUACUUGGUACGACGGAGGAGGAGGAUUUAUGACAUCCCUGAAGGUCUGAUUCCACUGGGUGUGUGUGUCCAGGGGAGGGUUGUGGCUUGCUCUGCUCUGAGAUGCCAUCUCCCAUCUCCUGCAGAUUCCUGGCAGCUCUGGGUGUCAGCCGGGGGUGUCUGUGGUGGAGGCUGGGCUGUGAACUACCUGCCCUUCUUCCUGAUGGAGAAGACACUUUUCCUGUACCACUACCUGCCUGCCCUCACAUUCCAGAUUCUCCUGAUUCCCGUCGUGUUGCAGCACCUCGGUGAUCAUCUCUGCAGGUCUGUGCUGCUCAAGAGCAUGUUCAGUGCACUGAUUGUAGCCUGGUUCUCCUCAGUGUACUUUGUCUACUGCACCUUCAGCCCCGUGACCUACGGGCAGCCCGCGCUGUCCGCGACGGAACUCAAGGACUUGCGCUGGAAAGACAGCUGGAACAUCCUCAUCCGAAAACAGUGACCACUACAACCGUGUUACAGCCAAAAGGAAACACCUUUUGUGCAAAGCCAAGGAUUUAUUGUUAGUAUAACUGAAAUCUUAACAGCUGGAUCAAGUAAUUGAUAGUAGUCCAGAUCUAACGAUUACAGGAAAAGAAAAGAGCACUGUUACAGAAAAGCUCUCGACAGGAAUACAGUUAUGAGCACAAUUCCCAGUUUCUGCCCCUGUUACAUUCACCCUUCCACUGCCCCUCGGGGCCUGAAGGCUGCUGACUUCAGGCAGCAGCAUCCCAUCUCCUUUCCUGGGAAGAACAUGCUGCAACAAUUUCUUCUUCCUCUUUCCUGACAGGGGUGGUUUCUUCCUUCUUGCACUACAUUGCACUGAGGGCUAUUUUCAUGUGUUUCCCAGCACCUUGGUCUACAAUUCCAUGAUAAAAGUUACAAAAAAUGGACACUCUCCGACACAUCAGAUAUUUUUCUCAUGUUACUUUUAAAAAAAAGGUUUUCCCUGCUCUGAAGCUUAUUCAUCCUUCAACAAUCAGUAACUGGCCCUGCAGCCUUUAGCACCAUCCCAUGACUAUUCCUUAACAACACAUUAUUUGCCCCCACUUUCAGUGCCGUGCUAUCAUCCCUAUUUAUGUAAAUACAGCAUUAAGCCACAUUUAUAAAUAGUUCAUUCUGCAUAAAAUAA